Molecule: messenger RNA, 2108 nt
Organism: Daphnia magna
Lineage: Eukaryota; Metazoa; Arthropoda; Branchiopoda; Diplostraca; Daphniidae
Product: homeobox protein Mix.2
Exons: 7
Coding region: 1236-2054 (272 amino acids)
Biological process (GO): regulation of transcription by RNA polymerase II
Molecular function (GO): RNA polymerase II cis-regulatory region sequence-specific DNA binding; DNA-binding transcription factor activity, RNA polymerase II-specific
Source: RefSeq, a predicted model, not a curated record
ACCAGAAACGUAGCCUUUGUCAUCACUGGACUCGUGAUGGGCGUAAUCGUUAUGGAAGUAGUCAUCUUUGACAGCCCAGGCGAAAUUGUAUGGCAUCGGUCCCUUAAGUCCACAAAAUGUCAAAGUUAAAAGGGCGCAUAGUGUCGGGUAACCUGGUUUCGGAUAGUCACCGGCAUUCGUAGCAAUAACGGCAACAGCGAGAAUGAAUCACGAAUUUUCUUCGACACUUUCCAUUUGUUGGUCUACUGCGUGUUCCUUGCUGUGGCCUGUAUCACGUUUCGGGAAAGGAAAAUUUCUUAAUCUCAUUGCCUAUCACGGCGGUGGAGCCUUCUAAUGGCGGACGUGCAAACUUUCGUUCGCAGGCCAUUUAUAGUUGAACGUUUAUCUUCUCCAUGCCUUUCAUUCUGUCCACUAUGGAGAGAGAUGUGAAAACGGAAGAAAUUUAGGACAAGGUCAUCAAGCGAUCCAAGGUGGUAGAACAAAUUUCAACGUUGUUCGAAGCUGCAGGUAUUGGCCGUUAGUUGCUGUUCCAGUUUGUUUCUUGACGCUGCCAGGAAUAUAUCUUGCCUUUGGGAUAACGAAUUUUUGGGUAAGGCUGCAUCCAAAAAUGUGAAUUCACCCCAAACGUUUGGGUAUCGCUGAAAUCCGGUAAUCUUAACGAACGAACAACCCAUCAUAACAUUCGGUGGAAAAUUUUGGUUUUUAGUGGAGUUGAUAUUUUCUUUCCAGUCAUUAAUUCGGCUCUGAGAAGAAGCUGCCCAAAUCAUCAAAGGGAAAUUUGUUUGCGAGCCGUGCUUAAUUCAUUUACACUCAAAACAGCUGCGUUCUGCCUAGUUCCAGCUACCUAGAUUGGUCGUAGUGUUUGAAUGCUUCCGGCCAGAUCAUCUUACAGCGAUUGAGAAAAGGAUGAUCUCAUCAAAGAGCCUUUGCGCUCUUCCUCAAGAACUCUGCUGCCAUGUAACAACCCUGAAUUUGCCUUUUCAUUUCACAGAAACCACAUGUCGAAAAAAAAAAACCCAGGCGUUUGAGUACUUCCGAAUGGAUUAUCCACCAGCGGAUUACCCAGCAGCAUGUGGAUGAUCUCCUCAAAGACAACUCCGCUCUGCCACAGAGCGAGAACAGAACCCAGUUGGCUAAUCCUUUAAUCUGCCGGCACGGUCUGAAAAGGGAUAAUCCUUUCUCCAAUGGACAUGACUGACGGAAGUCUUUGAAAGAAUUUCCGUUCUUUUCAACCAAUGAGGAAGAAGCUACACCAAAAUGUUUUAUCCCCUAUAAAAGGACUCGAUUUUGCGAUCGAAUUCACCAUUCCACUUUUGCUCUCUGCCAACUACACAGCUCGCUACUUCCGUUCAGAUUUUUUCCCAGUUGCUUCCACUUCCAAAUCGUCGAGAUCAACUCGUCAACGCCAUUUUUACGACGAAGCUCAGCUAGCUGUACUCGACGCCGAGUUCGCAAGGGAUUCGUUUCCCAACCGAGAAGGCCGUCGUCGUAUUGCUUUGCUGAUUGGUGUUUCAGAAAAAUCUAUUAUGUGGUGGUUUCAAAAUCGUCGACGACGUAUUCGCCAAAGAGGAUUUGGACCAGGUGUCACAUCCCAAUCUUACGAAACAAGCCGUCAACAGCGUCGACCAUCUCCAUACAGCCAAUUUCAUCAAGUUCAACAAGAUGUCUUGUCGCACUGCCUGCCAACGUCUGGUGGAUAUCCAUUUACUCAAACCUUGGAAGAACAUCCGACCAACUACUGGGCAAACGAGUCUUCACCAACCUCCCGGCAGUUUCAGCCGAACAGCGAGUCAACCAGUUGCACAAGUUAUUAUCAGGAGGUGAACCCUCAAGCCGAAGCCGUUAGCUAUUCUUCUGGAUACCAACCGAGCCAUCAACAAGAGCAAAAUUAUUGUUUUUGGAACAACUGGGAAUAUGCUCCUCCUUUCUGUCCAUCUUCUGCAAACACUAUGCAGAACACAGCCAAUGUGUGCCAAGAAAAUCCUUACAAUUAUUCUAACAUGUCAUAUUAUUCGUAUUAUCCUUCUGAAUAUUGUAAUCAAGUGUACAUGUAAGUGUAAAUGACAUCCUUGAUUCAGGUUUCGAAAUAAAUCUUCCUUAGAUUUUUA